Paramormyrops kingsleyae is the source of this 1140-nucleotide messenger RNA. RefSeq names its product gastricsin-like. Gene Ontology annotation, molecular function: aspartic-type endopeptidase activity. The record is from RefSeq and is a predicted model, not a curated record. Gene Ontology annotation, biological process: proteolysis. NCBI's taxonomy places the organism in Eukaryota, Metazoa, Chordata, Actinopteri, Osteoglossiformes, Mormyridae.
AUGAUGAGGUGUCUGAUUCUCAGCUUGGUGUGUGUAGCCCUCACAGAGGGACUCGUCAGGGUUCCUCUGUUGAAGCGGGGAACCUUGUAUGAAAAGCUGCGUGAGCGAGGCAAGCUGCAGGAAUUGCUAAAGAGCAUGCAGUACAGCUCUGGAGGAGCCUACAAUGUGGACCUGAUCAACCAAAACGAUAUGUCCUAUUUUGGUGAAAUUAAUGUGGGGACGCCUCCACAGAGCUUCUACGUCCACUUUGACACAGGGUCUACUACGCUUUGGGUCAACUCUGUCUACUGCAAGAGCAGUGCCUGCUUAAAUCAUGAUCUGUUUGACCCUGAUAAGUCCUCCACGUAUCAUAGCAACGGUGAGCCAUUUUCUAUCCAUUAUGGAACAGGAAGCGUCACUGGAGUCAUCGGCUAUGACACAGUCAAACUUGGUGACCUAACAGUCACAGAUCAGAAGAUUGGCCUGAGUAUUACAGAGCCUGGUGACCACUUUGCUCGACCUCUGCAUGAGGGAAUUAUGGGAUUGGCCUACAUGCCUGACAAACAAACCAUUGUGGACACAAUGAUCAAGGAAGGUCUUUUGGAGGAACCUGUCUUUGCUUUCUACCUGAGCCAAAACUCAGAGAAGGGCAGCGAAGUGAUUUUUGGGGGCACAGACCCAAACCACUAUACUGGGGAAAUUCACUGGGUUCCUGUGGAAGAAAACAGCCACUGGAAGCUGGUUAUUGAUGAAUUUGAGGUGGACCAUCAUAUGACUGGCUGGUGCGUUAAUGGCUGUUCUGCCAUCGUGGACACAGGAACUUCAUUGCUGGUCUGCCCUGAAGAAUUUGCAGAUACACUGCAACACAAGCUGGGAGCUGUGGUGAACGACGACGGAAGCUACGUCUUUAACUGUGAUGACGUGAACAGCCUGCCCACACUGACCUUCGUCAUGAACGGAGCCCACCUCCAUCUGGAACCUUCUUAUUAUGUGCUGUCGGAGCAAGACUCCAAUGGAAAUUGCAUAAGUGGGAUCGAGUCAUCUCAUUCAAGUAAUGAUGGAGAGAUGCCCCACUGGGUUCUGGGAGAUGUCUUCCUCAGACAGUUCUACUCUGUGUUUGACCAAGGAAAUGGCAGGGUUGGCUUUGCUACACUGGCUUAG